AUGGGGGAUUCUUGCCGUUUUACCGCCUUCCCCUUCCCCUGUGGAAAGGCGGCCUCUGAUUCUUUAGCACUGAUGUAUCAAAUUUCAUGUCGUUUCCGACGAGCCACGCAACAUGCGGUGUCAUCCAAGACUUUUGUCUGGGGUGUUGUUGGGAUAGUCCUGGUGGCGGAUGGCGUUUACUACACGGUGGCGUGGUUUCAGGCGCGUUGUGGGCGUCUGCAGAGCAGCGCGGCGCAAUUGACGUCUGCUGGAGACAAGCCAUUCAACGAGGAAAGAGAUGCACCGUCAGUGCGCCAGUAUUGGGUUGAGCUGAGUGAUGCCAUUCUCAAAGCUCCACGUACACCCCUGAAGGAUGGGGAAAGACGUAUCGCUUUGCCUGUGGCUGCAGAGGAUAUUGCCGAUGGCGUUCUCCCUGACGCCGUUCGGAUCAUAUGGGAAGACCAGGUGAGAUAUCUGCUGGAUCGGCGUGAGGUCCUCCUCUUGCUGCGGUCUGCGGUGAGAGGGCCAUCUAUGACUACCAAAGACGAUAUCAUUUCUGCAGCCUCGUUGGCGUUUUUAUGGCGUCUGCAACUCAUACGAUCUGUUUACAAGGCGGUGGUGAUUGACGGGGAUGUUAGCCAGUGCAGCGAUGAUCUGACUGACCUUGACGAAUACUCCACAGUGUUUUACAGGGAGUUGGUUUGCCCACUGGAGUUGUUUUUUUCCGCAUCUUCUUCAGCAGGGAUUGCAGCCUGCUGGUUCUCUCUAUCAGAGGAACUACGGCAUUUACGGCGACGAAGACGUUUGUUGCAGUUACAAAACACGUGGAGUUUGGUCAAAUAUAUGUAUGUUGGUGGUUGGAAGAAACUUGUGUCUUGCGCCAUGAUGGGUCUGCUUACUGCCGUUGCAGCACACAGUGCAAUUACGGGUCUGGCGGUGCGAGACCACAUUGAACAGUUGCUGAGCGUUACCCCAAGGCUUUUUCUGCAGUAUUCACGCGGCGGCUGCAUUGACACAUCGUCCCAUGCCAAUAUGAGGGCCGUUCUGGGGCUGUUGGCUUUUGAGUGGGCACGUCUUGUUGCCACUGUCGCGGUGAUGCGUGUGACGGAGGAUUACAUUCACACAUCGGCUUCCUGUCAUCGAGAUUCCGUGAAGCGACGACUUUACGAAGCACUCGCCCAAACUCCAUUGGCUUUUUUUGACCUACGGGAUCCGGAUGCAGUAGAGAGGCUUAUAUACUACGUCAAUGACCUUGAGGGGGUCGAUGUUCAAUUAAACGAUUUUUUUGCGCGCCUCGUGCGUGCGGCGGCGGCGCUUGCAGCAGCUGCAGCAACGCUGGACAGACGCAGUAGUUUGGUGGUUGUGGCGACGGUGACUGUAUCCAAUUUGCUUACGGGUGUAUUGAGUAUUUUGCGAAGGAAGUGCGCCGUGGAUCUUGAGGACGGGAAUGUGGAUGCGGAGGAAGAAGAAAACGGGAACAUGGCAACGGAUGGCAUGAUGUUACGUGGGAUGGAGAUCAUUGAACACAUUCACGAACUGCGGCCUUAUGGGGCGGACAUGACACUCAUGGGUUGGUGGACGGAACAGAUGUCACAGGGUCAUAAGGGGCCUGGAACGGUGCGGCGUAUUGUGCGUGUGGUACUUUCACUUCGUCGUUUGUGGACCAUUGACGCCCUCGCAUCUCUUAUGAAGUGGCUACUGCCGGCCAUUGUGACGGCCCAAGCGGCGGCCAGGUCUCAGGCACAGGGACUUCUUAUGGAAGCUAUGCGUGCUGUACAGGAGCUUCUGGACGAGGCGCUGGAUGCUCGGCGGGUGAUAGAGGUGGUAGUAAACAAUGCAUACAAGGCAAAUGCCCUGGAGCGGAUACUGGACCCCAGGAACUGGGAGAAAGAAGAAGUUUUGGAAGGUGGUGUUGGUGCUGCCACGAGGGAUAUGAAUGGUGGUGAUAACAGGGAGUCUCUGUGUGAUGAGGAAGCAAGGAAGGGUUUCCUGCUGCGAGGAGGUGUGGAGGUGGAGGUACUUCGCAUCCGAGCAGACGGCCUGCAGUUUCAGUACCCAACUUUGCCCACCGUUAACGCCUUCUUCUCACCCGCCUCAUUCACUCUACAGCUACAGGAUGAGUUGACAGGGGUAGGACGGCUUAUAUGCGUGACAGGGCCGAGUGGCUGCGGGAAAACAACCCUUCUUCGGCUCCUCCUGGCGUUGUACAAAACAAAUGCCAACAGUUUAUCUCUGCAGCUGCGACGUCGCAGGCGACGGACAAUGAAGCUACACUCAACGUGCAACGGUGACGGUAUGCCUGACGGUAACCAUGUCUGCGGUGAUGAUGGGGAAGUUUUUUGGCUGCCUGUUGCCUCCAUUCCACACCGAUUCCUCCGAUCUACUCUGUUUAGUUACAUGCCACAGAUUGCUACACUUUUCCCUGGAGCUACGAUUGCUCAAAAUAUCACUCUACGGAGUUCGAUAUCGGUAACAAACCUCUCACUACUUUCCCGAGUUCGGGAAUGUGCGGAGGCGGCAGCAUGCAUGGACUUCAUUGAGCGCCUACCACAAGGACUUCUCACACCGUUGUCAUCGAUAACAGGCUGGGCGACGCCCGGGACUCUGCGUCUGAGCUGCGGGCAGGGACAGCGCCUGAUGCUAGCUCGGGCCCUGUACCACGGUGGCGGUGUGCUGCUGAUGGAUGAACCCACCGCUGGGCUCGAUGAGGCGUCCAGAAGAGCUGUCAUGACGCAGCUGAGGGGGUUGUUGCAGUCAGGACGACUGCGCGGGGCGCUCUGCGUGACACACGACGUGGAAUUGCUGCAACAGGCGGAUCAAAUUGUAAGACUCUGA
Messenger RNA from Trypanosoma cruzi, 2814 nucleotides. RefSeq lists its product as uncharacterized. The record is from RefSeq and is a predicted model, not a curated record. The transcript has a single exon. Lineage: Eukaryota; Euglenozoa; Kinetoplastea; Trypanosomatida; Trypanosomatidae. Gene Ontology annotation, molecular function: ATP binding; ATP hydrolysis activity; ATPase-coupled transmembrane transporter activity. Gene Ontology annotation, biological process: transmembrane transport. The coding region runs from base 1 to 2814 and encodes 937 amino acids.